Molecule: messenger RNA, 2206 nt
Organism: Cydia amplana
Lineage: Eukaryota; Metazoa; Arthropoda; Insecta; Lepidoptera; Tortricidae
Product: LMBR1 domain-containing protein 2 homolog
Exons: 11
Coding region: 146-2200 (684 amino acids)
Cellular component (GO): membrane
Source: RefSeq, a predicted model, not a curated record
UAUUGCCGUUGAAAUCAUCGACUCAAGUGCGUUUCGAACAGCUUCAGCACGAAGCGGCGCGAGUGUGGAGAGAUAAAAGAACAGCAGCGACGGCGAAGAAAAACUAACGCAACCAAAGAUUCCUUGUUCAAAUUAGCCUGUCAAUAUGGCUUACACACUGUUUGUUAUAGAGAUUAUAUCAGCGUUCAUAUUAGCAGCUACAUUAUUGUACAGAUAUGGAGAUGUGUACAGAAAUCACAUAAUAGUGACAGUGGCUGUAGUUACAGCAUGGUAUUUCUCGUUUGUUAUUAUGUUCAUAUUGCCAUUGGAUGUGUCUUCGACGGUAUAUCGACAAUGCAUGCAAAACAGCAACUCAACGACAGUGGCCCCGAGUGUGUCGCCGCUACAGAAUGAGUCCACCACAACCGUCCCCCCAGUCACGAAAUGUCAGAAACCGUGGAGCUUUGUAGAUGACAGCGUGUUUCCUAAUCUCUGGAGGGUCGUCUAUUGGACUUCACAAUGUCUGACUUGGUUGAUAAUGCCAAUGAUGCAGUCAUACAGCAAAGCAGGUGACUUCACGGUUAAGGGCAAGCUGAAAUCAGCGCUCGUUGACAACGCCAUUUACUACGGCUCAUACUUAUUCAUCUGUGGCAUUCUGCUCAUUUACAUUGCCCUAAAGGGUGUCUCCCUGGACUGGGCCAAGAUCAAGGCUAUUGCGUCCUCAGCCAGUAACACAUGGGGUCUUUUUCUCUUGAUUCUUCUUUUGGGCUACGCCCUGGUGGAGGUACCAAGAAAUCUGUGGAAUAACUCCAAGAAGAAUUAUACUCUGACAUACACUUACUUCAAGAUAGCCAAGCUGAGUACCGACAAGUGUGAGGCGGAGGAAAAUAUGGACGACAUAUUGGAUAGUCUCUCGGCGAUCACCGCGGCCGUGGGUCCCGGGCACCCGCUGCACCGGCACGUGGAGACCAUCGUGCAGAAGCUGCCCGUGCAGCUGCGGGACCGGCUCAACAGCCGGCAGGCGCCCGAGCGGCCCGCAGCGCCGUCGCUCAAGUCGCUCGUCAACUUACAUAAGAAGAUGAUCAAAGCACUCCACGUGCUCCAACGCACCGAGACCCAGUGGGGCAUCACGCUGGAGCGAGUGCUCCAUCUAGAGGACGUGGCCACCAACCUGCGCUCGCCGGACCGCCGCUUCGCGCACACUUUCCAUACUGCGCGGCCGCGCGCGCUGCGGCUGCUAUACCCGCCCACUACUGAAUGGUACUGGGAGUGCGUCCUAAAGCAGUACUUCCUGAAGACGAUGGCGCUGGUGACGGGCGUCAUGUCGCUGGCGCUCGUCUGGUCCGAGAUGACGUUCUUCAGCAAGCAGCCCGUGCUGUCCAUCUUCGCCAACAUCCUCAACGCCGCCAAAUACACAUACAACUAUGCGGCCAUUGUCUGGGUGUCGACUCUGGUGAUCGCGUACAUGUUCUACUGCGCGUACUCGACCGUACUCAAGAUCAGACUCCUGAACCUGUGGUACCUGGCGCCUCACCACCAGACCAACGAAUACAGCCUCAUCUUCAGCGGGAUGAUGGUGUGCCGCCUCACGCCAGCCAUGUGCCUCAACUUCCUCAGCCUCGUGCAUAUGGACUCGCAUGUUAUUAAGGAGUAUGUGAUGGAGACUUAUUAUACCCAGAUAAUGGGUCACAUGGACGUCCUGGGCAUCAUAGCCGAAGGUUUCAACAUCUACUUCCCGAUGCUAGUGGUACUGCUGUGCGCGGCUACGUACCUCUCGCUCGGCAGUCGUCUCCUCUCGCUCUGCGGCUUUCACCAGUUCGUGGGCGACGACGAGUUGACCACAGACCUCGUUGACGAGGGCCGGGAGAUCGUCAAGCGAGAAAAACGCAAGCGGCAGCGCGCAGAAGAGUCUCUGACGCGGCGCCGCGACUACAGCGAGCGGUACUCAAACUACCGCACCAAGCGGGACAACCAGGAUGGAGCCCACACCGGGCUCCUACACGACGUGGACUCAGACUGCUACGUGCAACCGAGUCCCGAGCGAUCCCAACCGGUUUCCGCGUACCAGCGUGCGGAGUUGCCUUACAACCGGACGACGGUAGACGAUGAGUUGGACCAGAGGUUCGGUGCUAGCACGCUGCCCGCCAUACAAUCUGAGUUCGACGAGCGACGACGCGACAAAAUGAGCGCGCCGCCGCGAGGGCUGUUCGAUGACGUGUGAAGUGCA